Molecule: messenger RNA, 1113 nt
Organism: Pleurotus ostreatus (oyster mushroom)
Lineage: Eukaryota; Fungi; Basidiomycota; Agaricomycetes; Agaricales; Pleurotaceae
Exons: 5
Coding region: 1-1113 (370 amino acids)
Cellular component (GO): catalytic step 2 spliceosome
Molecular function (GO): protein binding; RNA binding
Source: RefSeq, a predicted model, not a curated record
AUGUCGAAACGAGAACGGUCGCCGCCCUCAGAGGGCGUACUCAUUAAAAGGGCAAGGUCCUCGACUCCCCCCACAAGUCAACUUGCUAUUUCCUCAUCUAAUGAUGAACGUCAAAAAGGGCUCAUACGGACGGUGAAGCGGACGAGUAGUCUUGAGGCACCCAUAAUAAGUCUUGCUGGCGCGCACUCAGGUGAAAUCUUGAGUUGUAGAUUCGACCCCACGGGCCAGAAUAUUGCUGCUUGUUCGGCGGACCGAAGUGUCUCCCUAUGGAAGACUUAUCCCCCCAAUACAAACUACGGUUUGAUUUCCAGCUUGACGAAGGCCCCCAUUCUCGACCUUCAGUGGUCCUUGUUCUCGCCUACUAUCUACACCGUUUCGGCCGACCACACUCUCUGCUCGAUUGACGUCAACACAGGUCAAAGAACUCGCAAGGUUCGCGCCCACAGGGAGAUCAUCAAUACGCUUGACCGAACCAUGGCAUCGGGUUCGGGCACUGAACUACUCGCCACUGGCUCUGACGACGGCACCGUAAAAAUAUGGGAAUCUGAUGAUGAUGGUGUCACAAAGCUCCCCAUAUCAUCGUUCGAGAUCGGGUGCCCAGUAACGGCUGUGGCUUGGAGUGCAGACGGCGCAAAUCUCUACAUCGGAGCGCUUGACAACGAAAUCCAUGUCUAUGAUAUACGAAAGGGACAGGAAGUGUAUAGUCUCAUGGGUCAUACGGACACCCCGACUUCUCUGUCCGUUUCCCCUAACGGCUUCUAUUUGCUAUCCCCUUCCCUGUCUUCGCAAACAAUCAUCCAUGACGUUCGACCAUUCUCCCCAUCUCCUUCGCGAAUUCACCGAGUCCUCACGGGGGCCCCUGCCGGAUUCGAGAAUACGCUGCUCAAAGCAGCCUGGAGUAAAGAUGAUGGUGGGCAACGAGUAGCAGUUGGCGGAGCUGAUCGAAUGGUAACCAUAUGGGAGGUCGAGAGCGGCAAAAUCCUGUACAAACUUCCGGGGCACAAGGGUACCGUUACCGCCGUAGACUUCCAUCCAAAGGAGCCAAUCAUCCUGACUGGCAGCAAGGAUGGAACAAUGCUUUUGGGCGAGAUAGAACCCGGGGUUUCCGUGUAA